This is a messenger RNA of Penicillium cinerascens, 1473 nucleotides long. RefSeq names its product MFS transporter. Bases 1 to 1473 code for a protein of 490 amino acids. The transcript has 7 exons. The record is from RefSeq and is a predicted model, not a curated record. NCBI's taxonomy places the organism in Eukaryota, Fungi, Ascomycota, Eurotiomycetes, Eurotiales, Aspergillaceae. Gene Ontology annotation, molecular function: transmembrane transporter activity. Gene Ontology annotation, biological process: transmembrane transport.
AUGGAGGACAGACGCAAUGAGCCAUGGCUACGGAAAUUCCGCUCCUCGGAGACAUUUAUCGUCGUCGUCGUGUCAAUCGCCAUAUUUACAGAUGUAUUCCUUUAUGGCAUGAUUGUUCCGAUUAUUCCUAUUGCGCUUGUUGAACGUGCUGGUGCUCGUGAGGAAGAUGCUCAAUCGUGGGUUUCGGUUUUGCUCGCUGUAUACGGAGGGACGCUUCUUGUCGGAUCGCCUUUGUUUGGGUACUUCGCCGACAAAUGUCGAUUCAGGAGGGUGCCUUUUGUCGUCGGACUGGUUGCGCUGGGAGCGUCGACGCUUCUUUUCGUCUUGGCAUCUUCCAUGACGGUCCUGAUUAUUGCGCGCGGUUUGCAGGGCCUCUCUGCGGCUGCGGUAUGGGUGGUCGGGCUUGCUAUCGUGGCGGACAAUGUUCCACGGGAGCGCGUUGGGGAGGCAAUGGGUCAUACGACUAUUGCGCUGACGUGGGGUUUUCUACUUGGUCCAACCAUUGGGGGGAUCAUGUAUGAGAAGCUUGGAUUUGAAGGAACAUUUGCGAUUCCUGCGGGGUUGAUUGUUGUGGAUGUUGUGUUGCGGUUCGCGAUGAUUGAACGGUCAGGUAAGUCUUCAACGAUGGAUAAGGGCAAGCCCAGUCUCUUUGAACAGGAGCCGAAUUGUCACCAUAAUGGCUACAACACCUUUGGUGACCGCAGUGAGAUUAAUUCCGAAUAUUCGACAUCAACGUGCCGCGAUGUCCACAGUGAAUCCGCUACUCUCCUGGCGUCCACCCCUUCCGUGGACCGCUGGCUGGAAACGAAUCAGCGAAAAGCAACUGUUUUCGAUCUUCUCCGAACUCCACGUCUUCCCCUUGCGCUGGCCUCAACCGUCGUCAUGGCUGUCACAUUUGCUGCCCUCGAGACUACCCUCCCACUAUACGUCAUGGAAACAUUCCACUGGUCCUCCGGUGGUGCCGGCCUAAUCUUCGUCGCCUCCUCCGUACCCAGCUUCACAGGAGUCUACAUUGGCAAAGCAAUCCCCCGUCUCGGGAUACGCCCAUUAGGCACAGCGGCUUUUUUACUAGCAUCGGCCUGCUGGAUCCUAAUGCGCUUCGUUGAAGACUACACAAUCGCCCACAUAAUUCUGCUCAUCAGUCUCCUCCUUCUCCUUGGACUAGCAGUCGUGACUAUCGAGGUUGUGUCCAUGACUGAAGUAUUCCAGGUAAUAGAGGAUUUUGAGCUUGAAUUUCCAGGGGCAUUUGGUGAGAAGAGUCCGGUUGCGCAGGCUUAUGCGCUUUUUAAUAUGGCGUUUGCGGGAGGUCAAUUGCUGGGACCGAUUUUGGCAGGUUGGAUCAUGGUUCAUGCGGGCUGGGGUGUUAUGACUCUUGUUACUGGGACUUUGUGUGGUGUCAUGGCCCUUCCGAUCGCGUUAUUUGGGGAUGUGAAGCGCAGGACUGGAUUGGUAGAGUCGGAGGUUGAUGCUUGA